AUGAGGAUUGUGGAGAUUAUUAUUGACGGCUUCAAGUCGUACGCCGUGCGAACGGUAAUUUCAGGAUGGUAUGGAUUCUCUGUUUGUGAUUCUCCGAGAUCGUUUGCGGUGGUUCUCGUUCUCGGACAGAUCUCGGGGGACGAAUCGUUCAAUUCUAUCACCGGUCUAAACGGUAGUGGAAAAUCCAAUAUCCUCGACGCCAUUUGCUUCGUCCUCGGUAUUACGAAUAUGAGCACCGUGCGAGCGCAAAACCUGCAAGAUCUUAUUUAUAAGCGCGGUCAGGCUGGUGUUACCAAGGCCAGCGUGACGAUCGUUUUCGAUAAUCGCGAUAAAGCCAAAUCACCAAUUGGUUUUGAGGAAUAUGGCAGUAUAUCGGUUACGCGCCAGAUCGUACUGGGUGGUACCAGCAAAUAUCUCAUCAACGGUCAUCGCGCGCAGCAGCAGACUGUUCAGAACUUGUUUCAGAGUGUCCAGUUAAAUAUCAACAAUCCGAACUUUUUAAUUAUGCAGGGUCGCAUUACGAAGGUGCUGAAUAUGAAAGCUGUAGAAAUUCUGUCUAUGAUUGAAGAAGCCGCUGGUACACGAAUGUUCGAGGAUAGGAAAGAAAAGGCGGCAAAAACCAUGGCGAAGAAGGAGAUGAAAGUCCGUGAGAUCGAGGGACUUCUGAACGAAGAGAUCGAGCCCAAACUCGAAAAACUUCGUGGCGAAAAGCGUGCUUUCCUCGACUUCCAACAAACACAAAACGAUGUUGAACGUCUCACUCGGCUAGUGGUCGCUCACGACUACGUGAAGAGCAAGGAUCGACUGAAACUUGCCGGCGAAGAAUAUGAAGCAAAGAAACAGAAGAUACAGACACUCGAAGACAGUGCGGCAAGACUCAAGAAUGAGAUUGCGCACCUCGAGGAAGAUGUUAAGCGUGUCAAGGCUGUUCGGGAAAAGGAAUUGCGCAAGGGUGGCAAGUUCCAAGCCCUGGAAAAUGAAGUCAAAGAACACUCCCACGAAUUGGUUCGGUUAGCUACAGUUUUUGAGCUCAAAAACUCUAGCAUGGCAGAUGAAAAAGAGAAGAGGAAAGCCAGCCAGAAGAGUGUCGCCGAGCUCGAGAAGUUACUCAAGGACAAAAGGAAAGUCUACGAGAAACUUCAAAUGAAAUAUGACACAGCGAAGGCCGAAUUCGAUACUCAAACCGCAGAGGUGGAGACAAAGGAGGAAUUGCUUCAGACACUGCAAACAGGUAUUGCAUCCAAGGAAGGCCAAGAGAAUGGCUAUCAGGGACAACUUCAAGAUGCGCGUAACCGAGCAAGCGCCGCAUUGACAGAACAGGAGCAAGCUAAGCUCAAAGUGACGCAUCUUGAAAAGAGAAUCAAGGAGGAGGAGCCUCGUGCCAAAAAGGCAGUAGAACAGAACUCAGGUCUUUUGAAAGAUUUGGAGUCGCUGCGAGGACGGGCGAGCAAACUGGAAACCGAGAUGGCUAAGCUAGGUUUCGAGCCUGGCAAAGAGGAGGAAAUCUAUCAAGAGCAAUCAAAUUUACAGCGCGCCAUCAGAGAGCUCCGAGAAAGAGCAGACGGAAUGAAUAGGAGAGUAGCGAACCUUGAUUUUUCUUACUCAGACCCACACCAAGGCUUUGACCGAUCGAAGGUCAAAGGUCUUGUUGCUCAAUUGUUCACGCUGGACAAGGAGAAGACCCAUGCGGGUACUGCACUUGAGAUCUGCGCUGGUGGACGAUUGUACAACGUUGUUGUUGAUAGCGCGGAAACUGGUUCUCAAUUGCUUCAAAACGGCAAGCUUCGCAAGCGCGUCACCAUUAUUCCAUUGAAUAAGAUUUCGGGCUUUAAAGCCUCUGCCGAGAAGAUUGGAGCCGCGCAGAGAUUGGCACCCGGAAAAGUCGACCUUGCUUUGUCGCUUAUUGGAUAUGAUGACGAGGUAUCUGCAGCAAUGAACUACGUCUUUGGUUCAACUCUCAUUUGUGAAGAUGCACAAACCGCAAAGGCAGUCACGUUCGAUCCAAGUGUUCGAUUAAAGAGUGUCACAUUGGAAGGCGAUGUGUACGACCCCUCCGGAACGCUUUCUGGUGGUAGCUCGCCGAACUCCAGUGGCGUGCUUGUAGUACUCCAGAAGCUCCACGAGAUCAACAGAGAACUGCGAAGCAAAGAGCAUCAAUUGGCGAAUCUGCAAGAGAUGAUGGCAAAAGAGAAGAAGAAGUUGGAUGCUGUGCGAUCUUUGAAACAAGAGCUUGAUCUGAAGAAUCACGAGAUCAAACUGACAGAGGAUCAGAUUAACAGCAACAGUUCUUCGUCGAUUAUUCAAGCAGUCAAAGAGAUGAAAGAACAGAUCGAGCAACUGAAGAAGGAUAUUGCCGAUGCAAAAUCUCGAUAUGCAGAGGCUCAGCAAGACAUUAAGCGAAUUGAAAAGGACAUGAAGGAGUUUGACAACAAUAAGGAUGAUAAGCUAGCCGAGCUUCAAACCUCUGUCGAUACAUUGAAGAAGAGUCUUAACAAGAAUUCCAUUGCUGUCAAGACACUGCACAAGGAGCUCCAAGCUUCGCGCCUUGAGUCUGAACAGGCUGGAAGUGAUCUUUCUGCUGCAGAGGAGCAAUUGGCCGAAGCCGAUAAUGCUAUGCAAGCUCAACUUGAGGAGAUUGAGACGCUCAAGAAGGAACAAACCAGAAUCAAGGAUGCCCAUGACAUUGCCCAAGCCCAACUGGAGGAGGAGCAGGCAAAAUUGACCAGCUUUGACGAUGAGCUGGGCGAUCUCGAACAAGCCAUUCGCUCUAAGAACGCGCGAAUCACCGAGGAAAGCCUAGAGGCGCAGAAGCUAGGACAUCAACUUGAGAAGCUCCACAAAGAUCAACAAGCGGCGGCCCAGAUGGUUGCAAACAUGGAGAAUGAGCAUGAGUGGAUUGAGGAAGAAAAGGAUAGCUUUGGCCGUCCAAAUACUCCUUAUGAUUUCCGAGGGCAGAACAUUGCGGAAUGCAGAUCAACCCUGCGAAAUCUGACGGAGCGUUUCCAAGGAAUGAAGAAGAAGAUCAACCCCAAGGUCAUGAACAUGAUCGACAGCGUCGAGAAGAAAGAGGUUGCCCUCAAGAACAUGAUGAAGACCGUCGUUCGUGAUAAGAAUAAGAUUGAGGAGACCAUUAUCAAUCUAGACGAGUAUAAAAAAGAGGCCCUGCACAAGACCUGGACCAAGGUCAACGCAGACUUUGGUCAGAUUUUCGCCGAGUUGCUUCCUGGCAGCUUUGCUAAGCUUGAUCCUCCAGAGGGUAAAGAGAUUACAGAUGGUUUGGAGGUUAAGGUUUCGCUAGGAAAGGUCUGGAAGCAGAGUCUUACCGAGCUCAGUGGUGGUCAACGUUCACUCAUUGCGCUGUCGCUCAUCAUGGCACUUCUCCAAUUCAAACCGGCUCCAAUGUAUAUUCUGGACGAGGUUGAUGCCGCUCUCGAUUUAUCACAUACCCAGAAUAUUGGACGCUUGAUCAAGACGCGGUUCAAGGGUUCCCAAUUCAUUGUCGUCUCGCUCAAGGAUGGCAUGUUCCAGAACGCCAACAGAAUCUUCAGGACAAGGUUUAGUGAAGGUACAAGCGUUGUACAGGCACUAACGCCGGCAGAUAUGAAGUGA
Molecule: messenger RNA, 3609 nt
Organism: Talaromyces marneffei
Lineage: Eukaryota; Fungi; Ascomycota; Eurotiomycetes; Eurotiales; Trichocomaceae
Exons: 6
Coding region: 1-3609 (1202 amino acids)
Biological process (GO): chromosome organization
Cellular component (GO): chromosome
Molecular function (GO): ATP binding; protein binding; ATP hydrolysis activity
Source: RefSeq, a predicted model, not a curated record